AUGAAUGCAGAAGAUGAUCACGACCGGUCAUCGUCGACACCGAAUGGCACCUCCAAACAAGGGUCCACCCAGGACAAGGAUAAGCCUCGUCUGACCGACCAAGAAAAGAAGAGCAACCACAUUGCCUCGGAGCAAAAGCGACGGGCCGCCAUUCGCGAGGGCUUCGAUCGCCUGACAGAACUGGUGCCCGGGUUGGAAGGCCAGGGCCGCAGUGAAAGCAUCGUGCUGCAGAAGACGGUGGACUUCAUCCACGUGAAGCUUCAAGAACGCCACGAUCUCAUCGCAGAGAUCGAAAGCAAAGGGGGCCGCGUGGAUGACUCCUACCGUCCAACAUGA
This is a messenger RNA of Penicillium olsonii, 336 nucleotides long. Lineage: Eukaryota; Fungi; Ascomycota; Eurotiomycetes; Eurotiales; Aspergillaceae. The record is from the annotation of a GenBank genome assembly.